Molecule: messenger RNA, 1414 nt
Organism: Paramuricea clavata
Lineage: Eukaryota; Metazoa; Cnidaria; Anthozoa; Malacalcyonacea; Plexauridae
Source: the annotation of a GenBank genome assembly
AUGGAAGAAUUGUCAAGCAAAGCGAAUGAAAGAAAUAGGAAAGCUCGACAAAGACUUGAACAAGUCCUUUGUGAUUGUUCGUUAUGCAAAGGUGAGCAGGUGGAGGUUACUAAUUUUGUUGCUUCAAAGCACUUGAAGUAUUUGGAGAAAGAAUCGCCAAAACUGUUCCUUCGACAUCGCCUAUAAAUAGUGGCAGUGACAACGAGGAUGAGCUUGGAUGUGGCAGCAAUAUUAUCACUAGUACGCAUGAUAGCCCCGUGCACAACAAUGACGAAAAUGGUAAUAUAGAAUUUGAACCUCAUUCAGCGUUCGAUUGUGCUUCCAACAGCUACUACGUAUACGAAUUAGACAACAAACUAGAUGAAGAAGAACAAAUAUUUGACAAUGACGACAAAGCCCCUUUUCUAUCUCCUCAUGAUCGUGGCGGGACCAGGGCACAGGAUGAGACAUACGAAAAAGUUCGGUACAAUAGCUGCCAUGCAAAAAUGCCCCUUUAUCCUGAAAGUGGCGUGACUGUCCUUGAAACACUUGCAAGGUAUUUCCAGUGGUUUACAGAGCAUCCUGGUGUAAGUAAAACAUCUCUAUCUGACCUGCUGAGCAUUCAAAACUAGUACAUCCUACCAGUCCAUAACAAUCUACCUUGGUCAUAUGACGAAGCCUUCAAGUUUGUUGAGCCAUUUCUUCUCCCUGUUUGUCCAAACAAUUGCAUUGUAUAUCGUAAUUCACUGAGAUUACAAUUCCAAAAGCUAACCAAAUGCCCAGUUUGUGGAACACCAAGAUACAUUGGGAAUUCUGGCCAUGCACGGAAGUGAUUCCAUUACUAUCCUGUGGGAACCUCAUUGGAAAAGAAUGUACGGAAACUCAAGAAUUUCAGAAAUGCUGCAGAGUCAUGGGGCACCAGCCACGUGCACAGAGAAAGAUAACAUGCAAGAUGUUCAUGAUUCUCCCCUAUUUCAAGAAGCAUACAAAGUUGGUAAAUUUUUCAAUGGAGAUCCUCGAGGGCUAUCUGUACAGUUUUCAACAGACGGAAUGAACCCAUUCAAGCAUGGAACAUGCUCUAUGUGGCUCAUAACACUUACAGUGCUAAACCUUCCCAAGCAUGUAAGACAUCUUGUUUACCAAUAUUACACUGGUUGGUAUUAUACCAGGGCAGAAUGGUGAUGCAGCUUUGAAGAUUGACUCAUAUGUGGAAGUCCUUGUGGAUGAGCUUUUGGAAUUCUCAGUUGGUGUACCAAUGUAUGAUGGAUACCAAAGCAAGAAAUUUGACUUGAAGGUUAGAAUACUAAAUCAUGUUUUGGAUUAUUCUGGCCUGAACAAGCUUUUCUCUGCUACUGGAGCGAAUGCUCUGAAGGGAUGUCUGUGGUGUGAUGUUCAAAGUACCUGUAAUUAUUUUUUGAUAAUAUACAAUUCUUAA